AUGGGGUGCCCAGCGCAGUGCCGCGCGUACUGCUGUAACCGCUUCUGUGGGAUCUGCCUGUGUGGUCAGGUGUUGAUCUUGCUGAUCGUGUUGCCUUUGGUGGUUUUCUUGUCCCUCACACUCGGCGACAACCCAAGUCAGCGGCAGCCCGGUAACGACCUCCGUAUCGCUACGCAGAGCGAUAUACAAGCGAAACGUUGGGACAAGGUGUCUGAGAUUUUCGCAAGCGAGGACGGGUAUUGGUCCAAAGAAAGCGCGCUUUUGGUUGGCGAUUCCGAUGGGGUUCUGUGGAGCCAAGAGAGGGACUUCGAACUGAGCAGGCGCGUUUGGAGUGGGAGCCUAACCAAAUUCGUCACAGGAUUGACGAUUUACCGAGUGCUGCAACGCCUCAACGCCACUGCGGCAGCUGAUAAUUGGACAGAGCCUGUAUUAACCUUGGACUCAAGACCUGCCGACGUCUUCAAUUGGUUUUGGCCCCAAACUGGCGCACGCAGUCGCAUUCGGCUCCACCACUUGCUGUCGUUUACUUCGGGCUUCUCCACGCGAACAAAUUUGUUUGGGGCUGGCUGCGCGCGCCCAGGCUUCGGCAGCCUCGGCGAGGCUUUUUUCCAUCUCAUAUUCGGGAGCGGCUCAAAUAAGAACAUGGGGAUCCAGACGUGGAUUCAGUGCGUGGAGAAGAUCGCCGCAGCCGAGGGUGAACCGUACGAGCACACUGCGGAGCCUGGCACAAGCUUCAGUUACCACGCGCAGCACCUGGCAGUAGCCUGUGCAAUGGUACUGCAAGCGCUGGGGCGCCCAGUCACGCUGGGCAGUUGGUCUGAUUUGGUGGAGCAGGAAUUAUUCAAUCUUUCACAGCCCUUCACGGAUGGACCAAGUGGUUCAGGCGGACGGCUGGUAUGGGAACGGGCUGCAAAUUGGGCUUUGGCACUUCUGCCAGACUAG
Prorocentrum cordatum is the source of this 942-nucleotide messenger RNA. Lineage: Eukaryota; Dinophyceae; Prorocentrales; Prorocentraceae. The record is from the annotation of a GenBank genome assembly.